AUGUCCAGUGGGGGUAGGUUUAAUUUUGACGAUGGAGGGUCCUACUGCGGAGGCUGGGAGGACGGCAAGGCGCACGGCCAUGGCGUCUGCACCGGCCCGAAGGGCCAGGGCGAAUACACCGGCUCCUGGAGCCACGGCUUUGAGGUGCUGGGCGUCUACACCUGGCCGAGCGGCAACACGUACCAAGGCACCUGGGCGCAGGGCAAGCGCCACGGCAUCGGCCUGGAGAGCAAGGGGAAGUGGGUGUACAAGGGCGAGUGGACGCACGGAUUUAAGGGGCGCUACGGGGUGCGGGAGUGCACGGGCAACGGAGCCAAAUACGAAGGGACGUGGAGCAACGGACUGCAGGAUGGCUACGGCACGGAGACCUACUCGGAUGGAGGGACGUACCAGGGCCAAUGGGUUGGUGGCAUGCGCCAGGGCUACGGUGUGCGGCAGAGUGUCCCUUAUGGCAUGGCCGCGGUCAUCCGCUCGCCCCUGAGGACGUCCAUCAACUCCCUGCGCAGCGAGCACACCAACGGGGCGGCGCUGCACCCGGACGCCUCCCCGGCAGUGGCCGGCAGCCCGGCCGUGUCCCGCGGUGGCUUCGUGCUGGUGGCCCACAGUGACUCGGAGAUCCUGAAGAGCAAGAAGAAGGGACUGUUCCGGCGCUCGCUGCUCAGUGGCCUGAAGCUGCGCAAGUCGGAGUCCAAGAGCAGCCUGGCCAGUCAGCGCAGCAAGCAGAGCUCCUUCCGCAGCGAGGCGGGGAUGAGCACUGUGAGCUCCACGGCCAGCGACAUCCAUUCCACCAUCAGCCUGGGCGAGGCCGAGGCGGAGCUGGCGGUCAUCGAGGACGACAUCGACGCUACUACCACCGAGACCUAUGUGGGCGAAUGGAAAAACGACAAACGCUCGGGCUUCGGUGUGAGCCAGCGCUCGGACGGGCUCAAGUACGAGGGCGAGUGGGUCAGCAACCGCCGGCACGGGUACGGAUGCAUGACCUUCCCGGACGGCACCAAGGAGGAGGGGAAGUACAAGCAGAACGUGCUCGUGAGCGGCAAACGCAAGAACCUCAUCCCACUGCGUGCCAGCAAGAUCCGGGAGAAGGUGGACCGGGCCGUGGAGGCGGCUGAGAGGGCGGCCACCAUCGCCAAGCAGAAAGCUGAGAUCGCUGCGUCCAGGUAG
Molecule: messenger RNA, 1164 nt
Organism: Apodemus sylvaticus (European woodmouse)
Lineage: Eukaryota; Metazoa; Chordata; Mammalia; Rodentia; Muridae
Product: junctophilin-3
Exons: 2
Coding region: 1-1164 (387 amino acids)
Biological process (GO): regulation of synaptic plasticity
Cellular component (GO): endoplasmic reticulum membrane; plasma membrane; junctional membrane complex
Source: RefSeq, a predicted model, not a curated record